AUGACUAAGAAAGUGGCAAUCAUCAUUUACUCAUUAUACCAUCACGUGUCCACCCUUGCGGAAUCGGUCAAAGUAGGACUUGAAGCAGGAGGUGUCGGAGCCAAGAUUUUCCAAGUUCCAGAAACACUACCAGAGAGCGUUUUGGAGAAGAUGCAUGCUCCUCCAAAGAAGUCUUACGAAGAGGCUACAGUGUCCACGUUGCAGGAAUACGACGCAUUUAUGUUUGGUAUUCCAACUAGAUACGGUAACUUCCCUGCGCAAUUCAAGAGUUUCAUUGACCAGACCGGAGGCUUAUGGGCUUCUGGUGCACUUUACCACAAACCAUUUGGCGUUUUCGUUUCCACAGGCACCGGCGGUGGAAAUGAGAUGACCGUUGUCAACUCUUUGUCUACAUGGGUCCACCACGGUAUGAUCUAUGUGCCAUUGGGCUACGCUAAGGUGUUCUCAUUGAUGACAGACCUGAGCCAGGUUCGUGGCGGUUCUCCUUGGGGAGCAGGCACUAUUGCUGGUGCCGAUGGCUCAAGACAGGUGACACCACUUGAGCUUGAAAUUGCCAAAGCACAAGGUACAGAGUUUGCCAAGGUUGCGCUCAAGUUCUAG
Ogataea parapolymorpha DL-1 is the source of this 600-nucleotide messenger RNA. RefSeq names its product Protoplast secreted protein 2. The coding region runs from base 1 to 600 and encodes 199 amino acids. The transcript has 2 exons. Gene Ontology annotation, molecular function: NAD(P)H dehydrogenase (quinone) activity; FMN binding. The record is from RefSeq and is a predicted model, not a curated record. NCBI's taxonomy places the organism in Eukaryota, Fungi, Ascomycota, Pichiomycetes, Pichiales, Pichiaceae.